This is a messenger RNA of Leopardus geoffroyi (Geoffroy's cat), 2081 nucleotides long. It is a transcript of the gene TENT5C, whose product is annotated as terminal nucleotidyltransferase 5C. Gene Ontology annotation, molecular function: poly(A) RNA polymerase activity; RNA binding. Gene Ontology annotation, biological process: mRNA stabilization. Bases 257 to 1432 code for a protein of 391 amino acids. The record is from RefSeq and is a predicted model, not a curated record. Lineage: Eukaryota; Metazoa; Chordata; Mammalia; Carnivora; Felidae. The transcript is spliced from 3 exons.
CCGCUCACUCGGUGCCGCUGCUUGGGGGCUGUAGUGACCGCGCCGCUCCUGCUGGGGGCUGCCCUCGCCAAGGACCUACCUCUGUCGUCUCCUCUUCCGCCGCCCAGGGAGGCUGUCUGAGCUGUACCAGCAGGGGUUCUGUCCUUUGACAUUCUUGUUUGUGAAGAUGGAAACCUUAAUAUCUCUGCAGUCAAGCUUUUACUUGAGAUAACUGAAACCUUGUGUCUUAAGUUUCCCUGCAAGAACACCCCCCGAGAUGGCAGAGGAGAACAGCAAUACCAGGGACUGCCUGUCCUCCAGCGUGCUCAGCUGGGAUCAGGUCAGCCGUCUGCAUGAGGUCCUGACCGAGGUCGUACCCAUCCACGGACGAGGCAACUUUCCGACCUUGGAGAUAACUCUGAAGGAUAUCGUCCAGACCGUGCGCAGCCGGCUGGAGGAGGCGGGCAUCAAAGUGCAGGACGUCCGGCUGAACGGCUCUGCGGCUGGCCACGUCUUGGUCAAAGACAACGGCCUGGGUUGCAAAGACCUGGACCUCAUCUUUCAUGUGGCUCUUCCCACAGAGGCGGAGUUUCAACUGGUCAGAGAUGUGGUGCUGUGCUCCCUCCUGAACUUCCUGCCGGAGGGUGUGAACAAGCUCAAGAUCAGCCCGGUCACCCUGAAGGAGGCCUACGUCCAGAAACUGGUGAAGGUCUGCACGGACACGGACCGCUGGAGCCUGAUUUCCCUCUCCAACAAGAACGGGAGGAACGUGGAGCUGAAAUUCGUCGACUCCAUCCGGCGCCAGUUCGAGUUUAGCGUGGACUCUUUUCAGAUCAUCUUGGAUUCGUUGCUCUUUUUCUACGACUGCUCCACUAGCCCCAUCUCUGAGCACCUCCACCCCACGGUGAUCGGGGAGAGCGUGUACGGGGACUUUGAGGAAGCCUUCGACCACCUGCAGAACAGACUGAUCGCCACCAAGAACCCCGAAGAGAUCCGGGGCGGGGGGCUGCUCAAGUACAGCAACCUCCUGGUGCGGGACUUCAGGCCCACGGACCAGGAGGAGAUCAAAACCCUAGAGCGUUACAUGUGCUCCAGGUUUUUCAUCGACUUCCCGGACAUCCUCGAACAGCAAAGGAAGCUGGAGACCUACCUUCAAAACCACUUUGCCGAGGAAGAGAGGAGCAAGUACGACUACCUCAUGAUCCUUCGCAGGGUGGUGAACGAGAGCACCGUGUGCCUCAUGGGGCACGAGCGGAGGCAGACCCUGAACCUCAUCUCCCUCCUGGCCUUGCGCGUGCUGGCAGAACAAAACAUCAUCCCCAACGCCACCAACGUCACCUGCUACUACCAGCCAGCUCCGUACGUCAGCGACGGCAACUUCAACAACUACUACGUUGCCCACCCCCCAGUUACCUACAGCCAGCCGUACCCUACCUGGCUACCCUGUAACUAACCCUGAGACCUGAGGGUUUCCACAGCGGGGACCCCAAUAGGGCAAGGGCUCUCAGGUAGGGGAGCCUCCUUCUAGAUGUAGGUGUUUGGCUUUUAAAGGGGAACUCAGCUCUGAUUCUGCUUAUUUUGUUCUUUGUGCACCCAUUGGAAUGGGUCUACAGUAUAUCAUGAGCCAACCCUGAAGGGACCCCAUCAUUCCAGUGCCACUUUGGAAAACGCUAUAGGAAGUAGGACCCGUCCACGUCUUUCCGAGAGAGACACUAACAUGUCACGUCCCAAACAUCCGCGCGGGGACAUUUGGAGCUCUGUGCGCUAAUGGAAUCUGGGAAAGUUCCUGGGCGGUGUUUCUCACUCGGGCCUACGGUUGGCUCUGUUGGCCCUCACUUGGGGUUCUCAGCUGUUAGGUGAAAGUUGUGGUGAUAGUCUAUUUUCUUGUACCAAUUUUAGCCAAGCAGAAAAUGGUGGACAUGAGAGUGGUCUCGUGACUGCAUUUUUCUGUUCGGGGGACUGACUUGCGUAUGUUUAUUCCCUGCUAGCAGAGCUGAGGAUUUCUUCUCAUCAAUAAACCAAAGCCGGUAGCUGGUUGAAAGUGGUUUAUGGUUUAGAUGUUGUGCUCUCACGAGGAUUUGUGAGAUAUUGCUGAGGGUGGG